Molecule: messenger RNA, 210 nt
Organism: Gongylonema pulchrum
Lineage: Eukaryota; Metazoa; Nematoda; Chromadorea; Rhabditida; Gongylonematidae
Source: the annotation of a GenBank genome assembly
AUGCUCGAAGCGGAUGUUCACUGGAAUGAUGCAUUCGACUGGGAAGCAACCGCACAACCACGUGCGCUGUUUUCUGCCGACGGGAUCUCAUCCACAUCGGCUGCAAUUGUCACAUUUUCGCAAUCGCAUGCUCCGGCGGUCAACAAUCCCGCGAUGACACCAACUGCAUCCACCGAAUCCUCAUCUCUUCAAAUGCUGCCAAUUGAAUAG